Mangifera indica (mango) is the source of this 847-nucleotide messenger RNA. Its product is annotated as photosystem II repair protein PSB27-H1, chloroplastic-like. Gene Ontology annotation, biological process: photosystem II assembly; photosystem II repair. Bases 119 to 640 code for a protein of 173 amino acids. Gene Ontology annotation, cellular component: photosystem II; chloroplast thylakoid lumen. The transcript has a single exon. The record is from RefSeq and is a predicted model, not a curated record. Lineage: Eukaryota; Viridiplantae; Streptophyta; Magnoliopsida; Sapindales; Anacardiaceae.
UGAUAAGCCAACGUCCACGUGUCACAAAACCCAGUCUUCUUCUUCUUCUUUCUCUCUUCUAAAAACAGACACUUUCCAUCCUCAAACUCUCUCGGUUUCCAACAUAACCAAAUCAAUCAUGGCUUCAACAACUGUCCUAACACCGACCUCCAAACCCCAAACUCUUCCCUCAAUCAAGUCCAGACCCACCACCGCCAACGCCACUCCACAACCACUGCCAUUAAAACAGCCACCACCACUAAGACGCCACUUCUUGACCCUAUCUGCCGGCUGCAUACUCUCUCCCUUGUUUCUAUCUCCUCUAACCCCAGCAUUUGCUUCUUCUGAUGAAGAGUAUGUGAAGGAUGCUGAAUAUGUUAUCACCAAAGUUAGAACUACAAUCAACAUGGAUAAGAACGACCCAAAUAUAGCCACUGCGGUUGCCGACUUAAGAGAUGCUUCAAAUAAUUGGGUCGCUAAGUAUAGAAGAGAGAAAGCUUUGAUUGGAAAAGCUUCGUUUCGUGAUAUUUAUUCUGCAUUGAACGCUGUUUCGGGGCAUUACAUUAGUUUUGGACCCACUGCUCCAAUUCCUGCGAAGAGAAAGGCCAGGAUUCUUGAAGAGAUGGACACUGCAGAGAAGGCCUUAUCGAGAGGUAGAUAAAGAAACACAGAUACAGUGAGCUUCUUAUCAAGGCAAUUUUUCUUUUGAAUUUUAUUCUUUUGCCUUUAGAUUUUAACUAUUUUGACAGUGUUAUGUCGAAUUGAGGUUCAGUUUGUAAAUGAUGAGAAAUCUGCAAAUUGAAUGGUGGAUUUCUUAUAUUAAUCUUCAUGAUUUUAUAUAUAUAUAUAUAUAACCUAUUCCCAUUUA